Messenger RNA from Hydractinia symbiolongicarpus, 1683 nucleotides. RefSeq names its product fibrous sheath-interacting protein 1-like. Bases 1 to 1497 code for a protein of 498 amino acids. NCBI's taxonomy places the organism in Eukaryota, Metazoa, Cnidaria, Hydrozoa, Anthoathecata, Hydractiniidae. The record is from RefSeq and is a predicted model, not a curated record. The transcript has 6 exons.
AUGGUUAAGCUAGCUAACACUAAAAUUCGUAUAUUACUUGCUAAGUUUUGCUUAAAGUAUAAAAAAACAGCUAAUUUAACCAGCCAACCACAUCACAGUUUUGUUCAGAAUAUAAAAGGUAUAUAUCCUGUGGCACAGAGAGAUGUUCAAUCAAAAUUAACACUUUUCAUGGCAUUUAAUUCUGGCAGUCCACAUUCCAGACCUGGAUCAAGCAGCAGCCGAUCAUCAAGUAUAGUUCGAAGCUGUAGGGACAGUUUUGUAUCUGAAUUAGAAUACCUACCACCAGAGGAUGUCACAACAAAACCUUUUAAAUAUUCUGAAGAGGUGUUGGAUGUGGUAGAUAUGGAUGAAUAUGAAGAAAGUUCUGAUGAAGUUCUGCAAUCCAAGUGUAUUGAAGGAAAUUUAAAUGAAAAAAACCUUGUGAGUGAAACAGAAACUGAAUCCAAUGACACCAAUGAAAACACGGAAAGUAAAGAAGUUGAUCGAAGGGUCAAACGAGGAUUAAAAAAGAUUCAAAAAUUGGAUAAAGUUUUAGCGGAAAAAUUGGAAGAGGAGAGAGAAGUAAAGAAAGAAAGACGUGCUCUUGAGAAAGAAUUUCAAACACAAGUACAGGAGUUACUAAAAGAGAAAGGUUCAGAAAAAAUAUGUGGUUCGCAGCAACUGUUAUCCUUAUGUAGCAGUACUGAUAGACCUGACAUUAUCGAGGAAAACAUCGCAUCAAUAUUUACUACGCAACUAAAUGCUGAAUAUUAUCAAGACGAAAGAAAAUUGCCACAGCAGAAAAAUGACCUCAAAGGUGAAGAUCCCAGGGAGGGUACACCAGAUAAGAAAGAUAAAAAGAAGACUAGAGAUUUUAUAAAAAGAAAUAUACAACUUGCUUCCCAAGCGAACGAACUAAUACAGUUAACAGAAGAAGAACGCAAAAGGCUGGACGAGCUUUUAGCUGAUGAUAGCGAUUUGCUACUAGUUGAUAAUCCGUUCACUGUUCCAUCUUUAUCAAUCAGCGGCUUUCAAUUCUCGAAAGAAGAACAGACUGCAUUGGAGUCAAUCGAUACAAAGCUGAAGGAAUAUCUCCCUGACGAGGAUUAUCGUUUUGCAAUUCUAGACGAGGAACUCUCUGAUGAUGUUUCAAUCAUUGCUGAAUCUGUAAGAACGGAAACAUUACGAAAUGAUCUAUGUGAAAAUAAUGAAGUUAAUUGUGGCGAGAGAGUUCUGCAAGACGAACAAAACGAAAGAUCUAUGCUUAGCAGAUUAAACGAUAUUGAAGCAAGACUUAAAAGUUUGCGAUUAGAAGAAGACGAUAAUCACGCGAACAUCGAUCCCGAAUUACUACGACGAUUGCUUGAUGUUGAUUCUCGGCUAACGUCGUCGUCGACGAGUAUCUGUGAUAGUUUACGCUCAGGAUCAACGUUCUUACACGAUGUCGACAUAUGCAGUGUUAGCUCACAGAGUGUUACUGGACUUGAUACUAGAAGAACACCUGUGACUAUCACGUGACCUUUAUUAUCGCAGUCUCUAUUAUAAAGUUUUUUGAUGAUUAUCGUAAUACAUACGUACAAUACUUAUUUUUUAGGCUUAUUUACCUUUUAUGAUUUUCUUUUACGCAAUGAAGAAUUUUGAUUUUAGCCAUAUGUUAUGUACAUCUCGAAGUUGAAUAAAUAUAUUAUGCAUAUUUAUUUUAGA